AUGGACCUGAGCUUUGGUCCAUGGCUGUUGGAGGAGAACAUCUGCACUUUUGUCAAGAACGAACUGAAGAAGUUCCACCGGGUUCUGAGUACAGAUUACCCAGAAUGCUUGGAGAGUCUGAAGGAUGAGGAUGAAGAGCAGAGGAGGAGCUCAGAGGCUUUUCUGAAGAUCACACUGAACUUUCUGAGGAGGCUGAAGCACGAGGAGCUGGCUGAGCGUCUGCACCGCAGUAAGACCAUUCUAGUUUGUCAGCGGAAACUGAAACAUAAUCUGCAGCAGAAGUUUGAGUGUGUGUUUGAGGGCAUCGCUAAAGCAGGAAACCCCAAAACCCUCCUGAACCAGAUCUACACAGAGCUCUACAUCACAGAGGGAGGGGCUAUGGAAGUCAACCAGGACCAUGAGGUCAGACAGAUUGAAACAGCAUCCAGGAACCCACACAGACCACCAACAACCAUCACAUGUGAAGACAUCUUUAAAACACCACCUGACAGAGAUCAGCCAAUCAGAACAGUGCUGACAAAGGGCGUGGCCGGCAUCGGGAAAACAGUCUCCACACAGAAGUUCAGUCUGGACUGGGCUGAAGACAAAGCCAACCAGGACAUCCACUUCAUAUUUCCAUUCACCUUCAGAGAGCUGAAUGUGCUGAAACAGAAGAAGUUCAGCUUGGUGGAACUGGUUCAUCACUUCUUCACUGAAACCAAAGAAGCAGGAAUCUGGAUCUUUGAAGACCUCCAGGUGGUGUUCAUCUUAGACGGUCUGGAUGAGUGUCGACCUCCUCUGGACUUCAACAACACUCAGAUCCUGACUGAUGUGACAGAGUCCACCUCAGUGGAUGUGCUGCUGAUGAACCUCAUCAGGGGGAACCUGCUUCCCUCUGCUCGCCUCUGGAUAACCACACGACCUGCAGCAGCCAAUCAGAUCCCUGCUCAGUGUGUCGACAUGGUGACAGAGGUCAGAGGGUUCACUGACCCACAGAAGGAGGAGUACUUCAGGAAGAGGUUCACAGAUGAAGAACAGACCAACACAAUCAUCUCCCACAUCAAGACGUCACGAAGCGUCCACAUCAUGUGUCACAUCCCAGUCUUCUGCUGGAUCACUGCUACAGUUCUGGAGGACGUGUUGAAAACCACAGACAGAAGACAACUGCCCAAGACCCUGACUGAGAUGUACAUCCACUUCCUGGUGGUUCAGGCCAAAGUCAAGAACAUCAAGUAUGAUGGAAGAUCUGAGACAGAUCCACACUGGAGUCCAAAGACCAAGAAGAUGAUUGAGUCUCUGGGAAAACUGGCUUUUGAGCAGCUGAAGAAAGGAAACCUUAUCUUCUAUGAAUCAGACCUGACAGAGUGUGGCAUCAAUAUCAGCUCAGCCUCAGUGUACUCAGGAGUGUUCACAGAGGUCUUCAAAGAGGAGAGAGGACUGUACCAGGACAAGAGGUUCUGCUUCAUCCAUCUGAGUGUCCAGGAGUUUCUGGCUGCUCUUCAUGUCCAUCAGACCUUCAUCAACACUGGAGUCAAUCUGCUGUCAGGACAAACAUGUGUUCGGUCUAAACUAUCAAAGGACAAAUCCGUCCAGUUGUACCAGACUGCUGUGGACCAGGCCUUACAGAGUCCCAAUGGGCACCUGGACCUGUUCCUCCGCUUCCUCCUGGGUCUAUCACUGCCGACCAAUCAGAGUCUCCUACAAAGUCUGGUGAAACCAACAGGAAGCAGCUCAAAGACCUACCAGAAAACUGUUGAGUACAUCAAAGACAAGAUCAGUGAGAAUGUGUCUGCAGAGAGAAGCAUCAACCUGUUCCACUGUCUGAAUGAACUGGAUGAUGAAUCACUGGUGGACCAGAUCCAACAGUACCUGAGAUCAGGACGUCUGUCCACAGAACAACUGUCUCCUGCUCAGUGGUCAGCUCUGGCCUUCAUCUUACUGUCAUCAGAAAAAGACCUGGAAACGUUUGACCUGAAGAAAUACUCUGCUUCAGAGGAGGUUCUUCUGAGGCUGCUGCCAGUGAUCAAAGCCUCCAACAAAGCUCUAUUGUCAGGAUGUCUGAUCACAGAGGAAGGAUGCUCUUCUCUGGUCUCAGCCCUAAAGUCCGAUCCGUCCCAUCUCAGACAGCUAGACCUCAGCUGCAACCAUCUAGGAGACUCAGGACAGGAGCUGUCUGCUCUACUGGAGGAUCCACGCUUCAGAUUGGACACUCUCAGAUUGUCAGGAUGUCUGAUCACAGAAGAAGGAUGUUCUCCUCUGGUCUCAGCCCUAAAGUCCAAUCCGUCCCAUCUCAGACAGCUAGACCUGAGCUACAACCAUCCAGGAGACCCAGGACAGGAGCUGUCUGCUCUACUGGAGGAUCCACACUUCAGACUGGACACUCUCAGACUGUCAGGAUGUCUGAUCACAGAAGAAGGAUGUUCUUCUCUGGUCUCAGCCCUAAAGUCCAAUCCGUCCCAUCUCAGACACCUGGAUCUGAGUAACAAUAACCUGAAGGAUUCAGGAGUGAAGAUACUGUCAGAUGGACUAAAGAGUCCAGGAUGCAGACUGGACACUCUCAGAUUGUCAGGAUGUCUGAUCACAGAGGAAGGAUGUUCUCCUCUGGUCUCAGCCCUAAAGUCCAAUCCGUCCCAUCUCAGACAGCUAGACCUCAGCUGCAACAGUCUAGGAGACCCAGGACAGGAGCUGUCUGCCCUACUGGAGGAUCCACACUUCAGACUGGACACUCUCAGGUUGGACCCCGAUGGAGUCCAGUGGUUGACACCAGGUCCAGGGAAGUAUUUCCGUGACGACACUGGAUCCAAACACAAUGUUGCGUUCACACACCCGUACCGCGGCCCGUACCUGAGUACAGGGUCCACCAGACCCGGUGGAGGAAACCAGGGGUCCGGUCCAGAGUCCGGGUCAGAGCCCGGUCCAGAACCAGGUCAGAGCCGGGUUCAGAACCAGGUCAGAGCCGGGUUCAGAUACGGUUCAGAUACGGUUCGGAGUCCUGUUCGCAGUCAGAUGAAGAGAAAAGAACCCAAACGAAGAACGGAAAGCACCACGAAGAGGAACCGGACCGAACCACGGCCCGCGAAGCCGCUUCAUUGCGUCCUUGAUAGAAAAAUAAAAAGGAUCCACAACGUUUCAUGUUUGUUUCUACACGAGUACGUGUCGAGUUUCACACGUGAAGGAUUGAGACUCGACCGGCAUCACGUCUCCGAUCACGGAACCCGGAUUCAGAACCGACGGAAAAUGCACCGACAGGUUCUAGACGGGUCCAUCGGGUUCUAG
This is a messenger RNA of Sphaeramia orbicularis (orbiculate cardinalfish), 3255 nucleotides long. Its product is annotated as protein NLRC3-like. The record is from RefSeq and is a predicted model, not a curated record. The coding region runs from base 1 to 3255 and encodes 1084 amino acids. NCBI's taxonomy places the organism in Eukaryota, Metazoa, Chordata, Actinopteri, Kurtiformes, Apogonidae. The transcript is spliced from 12 exons. Gene Ontology annotation, molecular function: protein binding.